Enhydra lutris kenyoni (northern sea otter) is the source of this 5808-nucleotide messenger RNA. Its product is annotated as kinesin family member 13A. Gene Ontology annotation, biological process: microtubule-based movement; regulation of protein localization. Lineage: Eukaryota; Metazoa; Chordata; Mammalia; Carnivora; Mustelidae. The coding region runs from base 18 to 5414 and encodes 1798 amino acids. Gene Ontology annotation, molecular function: ATP binding; microtubule motor activity; microtubule binding. Gene Ontology annotation, cellular component: adherens junction. The transcript is spliced from 40 exons. The record is from RefSeq and is a predicted model, not a curated record.
GAGCGGGCGCCGCCAACAUGUCGGAUACCAAGGUAAAAGUUGCCGUCCGGGUCCGGCCCAUGAACCGGCGAGAACUGGAGCUGAACACCAAGUGCGUGGUGGAGAUGGAAGGGAACCAAACGGUCCUGCACCCUCCUCCUUCUAACACCAAACAGGGAGAAAGGAAACCUCCCAAGGUAUUUGCCUUUGAUUAUUGCUUUUGGUCCAUGGAUGAAUCUAAUACUACAAAAUAUGCUGGUCAAGAAGUGGUUUUCAAGUGCCUUGGGGAAGGAAUUCUUGAAAAAGCCUUUCAGGGGUAUAAUGCUUGUAUUUUUGCAUAUGGACAGACAGGUUCAGGAAAAUCCUUCUCCAUGAUGGGCAGUGCUGAGCAGCUGGGCCUCAUUCCAAGGCUCUGCUGUGCGUUAUUUAAAAGGAUCUCUCUAGAGCAAAACGAGUCACAGACCUUUAAAGUCGAAGUGUCCUAUAUGGAAAUUUAUAAUGAGAAAGUUCGGGAUCUUUUAGACCCCAAAGGGAAUAGACAGUCCCUUAAAGUUCGAGAGCAUAAAGUUUUGGGACCGUAUGUAGAUGGUUUAUCCCAACUGGCUGUCACUAGUUUUGAGGAUAUUGAGUCAUUGAUGUCUGAGGGAAAUAAGUCUCGGACGGUCGCUGCGACCAACAUGAAUGAGGAAAGCAGCCGCUCCCAUGCUGUGUUCAACAUCAUAAUCACACAGACACUUUAUGACCUGCAGUCUGGGAACUCGGGAGAGAAGGUCAGUAAGGUCAGCCUGGUGGACCUGGCAGGUAGCGAGAGAGUGUCCAAAACAGGAGCCGCAGGAGAGCGACUCAAAGAAGGCAGCAACAUUAACAAAUCCCUUACAACCUUGGGGUUGGUUAUAUCCUCGCUGGCUGACCAGGCGGCUGGCAAGGGUAAAAACAAGUUUGUGCCUUACCGAGAUUCAGUCCUCACUUGGCUUCUUAAGGACAAUUUGGGAGGCAACAGCCAGACCUCUAUGAUAGCCACCAUCAGCCCAGCAGCAGACAACUAUGAAGAGACCCUCUCCACCUUACGAUACGCAGAUCGAGCCAAAAGGAUCGUUAACCAUGCCGUCGUGAACGAGGACCCCAAUGCCAAGGUCAUCCGGGAGCUGCGCGAGGAAGUAGAGAAGCUGAAGGAGCAGCUCUCACAGGCCGAGGCUAUGAAGGCCCCUGAACUGAAAGAGAAGCUCGAGGAGUCUGAAAAGCUGAUCAAAGAGCUAACAGUGACUUGGGAAGAGAAGCUGAGGAAAACAGAAGAAAUCGCACAGGAGAGACAACGACAACUUGAAAGUAUGGGGAUUUCCCUGGAGACAUCGGGUAUCAAGGUCGGGGAUGACAAGUGCUACUUAGUCAACCUGAACGCAGACCCUGCUCUCAACGAACUUCUGGUUUAUUAUUUGAAGGACCACACGAGGGUGGGCGCAGAUACGUCCCAGGACAUCCAGCUGUUUGGGAUAGGAAUUCAGGCGGAGCACUGUGAGAUAGAUAUUGCGUCUGACGGCGAUGUUACUCUUACUCCGAAAGAAAAUGCAAGGUCCUGUGUCAACGGCACCCUUGUCUGCAGCGCCACCCAGCUGUGGCACGGUGAUCGGAUCCUGUGGGGCAAUAACCACUUCUUUAGAAUUAACUUACCUAAGAGGAAGCGGCGAGAUUGGUUGAAAGACUUUGAAAAGGAGGCAGGCCCCCCGGAGCAUGACCUGGACGCAGCCAGCGAAGCUUCGUCAGAGCCAGACUACAACUACGAAUUUGCACAGAUGGAAGUUAUCAUGAAAACCCUGAACAGCAAUGACCCAGUGCAGAACGUGGUCCAGGUGCUGGAGAAGCAGUACCUGGAGGAGAAGAGGAGUGCCCUAGAGGAGCAGCGGCUCAUGUACGAGCGGGAGCUGGAGCAGCUCCGCCAGCAGCUGUCCCCGGAGCGGCAGUCCCCGAGCAGCGGCCCUGACCGCCUGGCCUACAGCAGCCAGACAGCCCAGCAGAACGUGACUCAGUGGGCAGAGGAGAGGGACGAACUCUUCCGUCAAAGCCUGGCAAAGCUGCGCGAGCAGCUCGUGAAAGCUAAUACCUUGGUGAGGGAGGCAAACUUCUUAGCUGAGGAGAUGAGUAAGCUCACUGACUACCAAGUGACUCUGCAGAUCCCUGCUGCUAACCUCAGCGCCAAUAGGAAGAGGGGAGGCAUCGUGAGUGAGCCGGCUAUACAAGUGAGGAGGAAAGGAAAGGGCACCCAAGUUUGGACCAUUGAGAAGCUGGAGAAUAAAUUAAUUGACAUGAGAGACCUUUAUCAAGAAUGGAAGGAAAAAAUUCCUGAGGCAAAGCGUCUCUAUGGGAAACGAGGUGACCCUUUCUACGAAGCCCAAGAGAAUCACAACUUAAUUGGCGUGGCUAAUGUGUUCUUGGAGUGUCUGUUCUAUGAUGUGAAACUUCAGUAUGCGGUUCCUAUCAUCAGCCAGCAGGGGGAGGUUGCUGGGCGUCUCCACGUGGAAGUGAUGCGCGUGACGGGGACCGUCCCGGAGCGCAUGGUGGAGGAUGACUCUUCGGAGAACUCUAGCGAAGGCGGGAGCCUUGAGGUCGUGGACAGCAGCGGGGAGGUCAUCCACCGAGUCAGGAAGCUGACCUGCCGGGUAAAAAUCAAAGAGGCAACUGGGCUUCCCUUAAACCUCUCAAAUUUUGUCUUCUGUCAAUACACAUUCUGGGACCAGUGUGAAUCUACAGUGGCGGCCCCGGUGGUGGACCCCGAGGUGCCUUCCCCUCAGUCCCGGGAUGCCCAGUACACCGUGACCUUCUCUCACUGUAAGGACUAUGUGGUGACGGUGACGGAGGAGCUCCUGGAGUUCCUGUCCGACGGAGCCCUGGCCAUUGAGGUGUGGGGCCACCGCUGUGCCGGGAACGGCAGCUCCAUCUGGGAAGUCGACUCUCUCCAUGCGAAGACGAGGACGCUGCAUGACAGGUGGAACGAGGUGACACGGCGAAUAGAGAUGUGGAUCUCCAUACUGGAGCUGAACGAGCUGGGGGAGUACGCGUCCGUGGAGCUCCACCAGGCCAAAGACGUCAACACGGGAGGCAUCUUCCAGCUCAGACAGGGUCAUUCCCGGAGGGUACAGGUCACGGUGAAACCCGUGCAGCAUUCCGGGACGCUGCCGCUCAUGGUCGAGGCCAUCCUGUCUGUCUCCAUUGGCUGCGUCACUGCUCGGUCCACCAAGCUGCAGCGAGGGCUGGACAGUUACCAGAGAGAUGAGGAGGAUGGCGGUGAUAUGGAUAGUUACCAGGAAGAAGACUUAAACUGUGUGAGAGAGAGGUGGUCUGACGCACUCAUCAAACGACGAGAGUACUUAGAUGAGCAAAUUAAAAAAGUCAGCAAUAAAAAAGAGAAGACGGAGGACGACGUGGAGCGGGAAGCCCGGCUUGUGGAGCAGUGGGUGGGGCUGACCGAGGAGAGAAACGCCGUGCUGGUGCCCGCACCGGGCAGCGGGGUCCCCGGGGCGCCCGCCCACUGGGUCCCACCACCUGGAAUGGAAACUCAUAUACCGGUUCUCUUCCUUGAUUUGAAUGCCGAUGACCUCAGUGCCAACGAGCAGCUCGUGGGCCCCCACGCAUCCGGCGUGAACUCCAUCCUGCCCAAGGAGCACGGCAGCCAGUUUUUCUACCUGCCCAUCAUCAAGCACAGUGAUGAGGAGGUUUCAGCCACAGCCUCCUGGGACUCCUCAGUACAUGAUUCCGUUCACCUGAAUAGGGUCACGCCGCAGAACGAAAGGAUUUACCUAAUUGUGAAGACCACGGUCCAGCUCAGCCACCCGGCUGCUAUGGAGUUAGUAUUACGAAAACGGAUUGCGGCCAAUAUUUACAACAAACAGAGCUUCACGCAGAGUCUGAAGAGGAGAAUAUCAUUGAAGAAUAUAUUUUAUUCCUGUGGUGUAACCUAUGAAAUAGUAUCCAAUAUACCAAAGGCAACAGAAGAGAUUGAGGACCGGGAGACACUGGCUCUCAUGGCAGCAAGGAGUGAGAAUGAAGGCACGUCAGACGGGGAGACCUACAUAGAGAAGUACACGCGGGGUGUGCUGCAGGUGGAGAACAUUCUGAGCCUCGAACGGCUCCGGCAGGCGGUCACGGUCAAGGAAGCGCUGUCCACCAAGGCUCGGCACCUGCGGAGGAGCCUCAGCACCCCAAACGUUCAUAACGUCUCCUCCAGUCGACCAGACCUUUCUGGCUUUGAUGAAGACGAUAAGGGUUGGCUGGAAAACCAAUUAGACAUGUCUGACUAUAGUUCCAGUUACCAAGAUAUAGCCUGUUAUGGCACUUUGCCCAGGGACUCGCCUCGAAGGAGUAAAGAAAAUAGUGGUUGUCCGUCAGAGAACCCCCACGCCUUAACAGUCAGUCCUUUUAAAGCAUUCUCUCCCCAGCCACCAAAGUUUUUCAAACCUUUAAUGCCCGUGAAAGAGGAGCAUAAGAAAAGGAUAGCUCUUGAAGCCAGGCCACUCCUCAGCCAGGAGAGCAUGCCUUCCCGUCAGGCACAUAACCCGGGCUGCACUGUGCCCUCAGGAAGCAAAGGCAGCAGCAUGCCCGUAGAGCACAGUAGCAAACGGGACAGGAAGAUUGACUCCGAGGAGGAGGAAAGUGACCUGGAAGCACUUAACAGGAAGCUGAUAGGUUCACAGCCUUACGUACCUGUGGAGUUUGCUGACUUCAGUGUUUACAACGCCAGCUUGGAGAACAGGGAGUGGUUUUCUUCUAAAGUCGAUUUGAUGAACUCGCGGGUCUUGGAGAAAGAAGUGUCCCGCAGCCCCACCGCCAGCAGCAUUACCAGCGGGUACUUCUCCCACAGUGCCUCCAAUGCCACGCUGUCCGACAUGGCGGUCCCUGCCAGUGACAGCUCGGACCAGCUAGCCGGGCAGACAAAGGAUGCGGACUCCAGUGAGCAUUACGGGCCGUCGCUCGCGCACGAUUUUAGACCGUCCAGCAAAGACUUGACAGAAUUAGAAAGAGGCUUGGUGAAAGAGAAGAUGACUUUGGUGCCACUCAAGGAAAACAGUGCCUUAGCCAAAGGGAGCCCAUCGCCCCAAAGCAUCCCUGAAAAAAAUCCCAGAAUCCUCUGUAGGACUGGCUCCUGUUCGGAACGAGAUGCGUGCUCCGGCAGAAAUGGCCAGCCAGCCAGAGAGUUCUAUCCCGGGGAAGUGACCGUAGAACACACCACAAAGAUCCUUGAGGACCAUUCUUUCACAGAGUUUAUGGGUGUAUCCGAUGGCAAAGAUUUUGAGGGUUUGACAGAUCCUUCUGCUGGAGAGCUUUCGAGUAGAAGAAACCUACCAAAUAAAAUGGACCAGAAGAGUAUCUCAGACGGGCCGCAGGACCCUGCCCAGCUGCAUUCCUCAGCAGAGAGUGACCAGGGCAGCACGACUGCUUGGUGAAAGGCAGCCCACGCUUCCUCGCAGGCCACGGCCUCUCUGCUCCGGUCGCCCUGUGGAAGCACCAGCACCGUCUUUAAAACCUGCUGCGGCCCAGCCGGGGACCUCAGACCAGCGUGGAGAAGCCGUGUGCUCUGUGGGCCACCUACUUUCUCCUACCGAGCUGGGGGCAGCGGCACUUUGUCAUUCGGGUGAACCGGCCGCCUCGGCCUUACCAGAAAGCCAGAGAACCGAAAAUCCCGGAUUGAAUUAAGUGGCAGUAUUUCUGUUUUGCACUUAACUACUACACACACCCACUGUGUAGAAACCUCCACAGAGUCAAACAAACUCUAUUCUUGUACAACGAAUUUUAAUCAGUUCUUACUGUAGAAUCUGGAGUCAAUGCUCUUUUUUUUUU